AGCUUCACUGUCUGUCCUUAAUCCUUAUACACACACAAACAGGUUGGGUUACCCUCUAUCCUACCUCCUUCUCCUCCAACUCCAAGGCAGAAAUAAUCAGAAAAUGAAUGGGUAUUCCAAGAUUAGUACUGGCACUGCCCACAAAUCAAGAUCUAUAGAUUUUUCAGAUUUUUUCUCAUUUCCUCAAACCCCAAAACCAAGCAUGGCCAAACAUGGGGAACCUGAUGAUAACAAGGUUAAGAAGAUCAAGACCCAGAAUUCAUCCCCUGAGGCUGAUGAGAGGGAAGAAGGAGGAGGUGGUGGCAAUAAUGGAGAGAUGAGAUUUGGGAUGAUGAUGAUGGGCAGGAGUGGUUCAGUUUCUGCAGCAUCUGGGUUUCAGGCUACAAUGAAGAGGGCAUUCUCAAUGAGAAGAUCCUCAUCGGUUUCGGAGAGGUACUGUAGGAUCCAUGAUCAGUACAUGGCAAUAGCAUCACCUAUUGGAGAAGAAACAGACGGAGAAAGAAUUAGAUCUGUGAAGAAGAAGCAGAGGGGAGGCAAGAUCCUCAAAGCCUGUAAGCGCCUGCUUCGACUUUAAUUAGUUUACUCCUCUCUCUCUCUCUCUCUCUCUCUCUCUCUCAUUAUAAUUAAUAACACUGCAAAUCUGCUUUACAGUUUUGUUUACAGAA
Gastrolobium bilobum is the source of this 665-nucleotide messenger RNA. RefSeq lists its product as uncharacterized. The record is from RefSeq and is a predicted model, not a curated record. Bases 104 to 574 code for a protein of 156 amino acids. NCBI's taxonomy places the organism in Eukaryota, Viridiplantae, Streptophyta, Magnoliopsida, Fabales, Fabaceae. The transcript has a single exon.